Messenger RNA from Candidozyma haemuli, 1110 nucleotides. Its product is annotated as Nem1-Spo7 phosphatase catalytic subunit. Gene Ontology annotation, molecular function: protein serine/threonine phosphatase activity. Bases 1 to 1110 code for a protein of 369 amino acids. The record is from RefSeq and is a predicted model, not a curated record. Lineage: Eukaryota; Fungi; Ascomycota; Pichiomycetes; Serinales; Metschnikowiaceae. The transcript has a single exon.
AUGAACUCCAUCAAAAAGCUAGUUGCAUCUUUUGAACCGUUCUACCUGCCUCCGCUAGAGUCAGCUGGCAAGAACCCUUCCCGUGACGAAAAGACCUUCAAGGAAGAAUCCGACCCUGAAACCGUCGAAUCCACAGAGUCCGCUGAACAUGGCCAGCCGAACCCCUCGACAAAUCCUUUAGAGUCUACAUCGUUUCUUCGACAUGUGUGGUCACUCCUUUUGUUCCUCCCCCAGAACUUGCUCAUACGGCCACUCAUGCUCUUGUGGCUUCUAAUAACCUUCCCUUUUACGUACUUUUUCGAACAAGAGUACCCCCAGAUCCUUGGCAACAACUCUGCUGCUUCUCAAGAAGAACAGCGGGAGAAGAUUGAGUUGCUUAAACAGGAGCGCAUCAUGGCCAACCACAUCAAGUCUCCUUCUUCGCUGUCGAAAUACUUCAUUCCACCGCCUCCCAGGCUCUUCCCGCUUUCCAGAAACCCAGAUAAAAGAAAAAAGAAGAAGGUGCUUAUCUUAGAUUUAGAUGAAACGCUCAUCCACUCGCUUUCUCGAGGGGCCCCCAGAUCGUUGGGCGGCUCUGGAGGUCAGUGCCACAUGAUAGAGUUGAAAGUCAAUAAUGUCUCUACAUUAUACUAUGUUUAUAAAAGACCAUUCUGUGAUUUCUUCCUUAAGGAAUUGAGCAAAUGGUUUGAACUUCAAAUCUUCACCGCCAGUGUGCAAGAGUACGCUGAUCCAAUCAUUGACUGGUUAGAAAUGGAUUUGAUUGAUUACAAGAAAGUCCAAGGCGCUCAGCGUGAUGCUCCAAACAAAGUCUUUACGAAACGGUACUACCGUAACGAUUGCACAUACAGACAAGGUGUGGGGUACAUCAAGGAUUUGUCAAAGUUUUUCCCUAAAGACGAUGAUCUCAAGAAUGUCAUCAUUUUGGAUAACUCACCCAUCAGCUAUGCUUUGCACGAGCACAAUGCUGUGAUGAUCGAGGGCUGGAUCAAUGACCAGAGCGACAGGGACUUGAUAAAUCUCUUACCCAUGCUUUACAGUUUGAGCAAUUGCAUAGACGUAAGGUUUAUUUUGGGGAUGCGGAGCGGAGAAAAACUCUUUGAGAGUUUAUGA